GGUGGAGCCGGCCAGGUACGGAAGCCCCUGGCGGGUGUCCACGGGGCUCGGCGGACACGAAGAUCCCCUCAGACCUCCCCUCGCGGCGCCGCUUGGCUCUCGAGAAAGAAAAGGAUUCCCUUCUGCUGUGCUGACAUUGAGAGGCAGGCCAGGCUUCCUGAAGGGGAGCAGGAAGGCCUUUUGCAAAAGCCGAAGUGACAUCCAGAAGAGAGUGGUUGUCAUCGUUGCUGUGCCGUGUGCUUCGUAACCGCGGCUACCUGCACGAUGGUAGCGGCUACGAAGGUUUCUCCUUGGACCAAGAUGACUGAUGGAAACCCUUCCAGCUCCACAAACGGUGUGGCCUUGACGGGCGUUCUGGACGGUCGAGCAGGACACCACACUCAGACCCUGCAGCACCUGCCUCUCAAGGUGCCCAGGUCCCGCUCGUCGCCUGAGCACGGGCCCAAGCCGAAACUCGGCGCUUUGGACCAGCACAGCCUUAAGUCGGUGGACUCCGGCAUCCCUACCCUAGAGAUCAGCAACCCGGAGCCGGUCCCCUGCAGCGCGGCCCAUGGGAAGAGGAAGCAGUCCGAGGCGGAGCUGGGCGCCGAGCGGGCCUGCCACAGCGCAAAACACAUUCCCUCGUUCGCGCCGCCCGCUCCCGCCGGCGCCGAGCGGGAACAGGGCGUGCGGAAGUCGUCCACGUUCCCCAGGACGGGCUACGAUGCGGUGAGGCUGUGCGGCCUCACCUCCAGCGCCCUGAGCCGCAGCGACGACGUCUCCGUCUGCAGCGUGUCCAGCCUCGGCACAGAGUUGUCAACCACGCUCUCUGUCAGCAAUGAGGACAUCUUGGACCUCGUGGUCACGAGCAGCUCCAGCGCCAUCGUGACCCUGGAGAACGACGAUGACCCACAGUUUACCGACGUCACCUUGAGCUCCAUCAAGGAGACCCCUGACCCGCAGCGGCGGGACUGUGUGGACGACACCGAGGAGGGAAGUAAAUCGAAAAUACUGGGGCCGUUCAGUAACUUCUUCACCAGGAAUUUGCUUGCUAGAAAACAAAAUGCAAGACUUGACAAACAAAAUGACUUGGGAUGGAAGUUAUUUGGAAAAUUACCACUCCGAGAGAAUGCUCAGAAAGAUUCAAAGAAAAUUCAAAAGGAAUAUGAAGACAAGGCUGGACGACCUAGCAAGCCGCCCUCUCCAAAGCAGAAUGUGAGGAAGAACCUUGAUUUCGAGCCACUUUCCACCACCGCACUCAUCCUGGAAGACAGACCAGCAAAUCUCCCGGCGAAGCCAGCUGAAGAAGCUCAGAAGCACCGACAGCAGUAUGAAGAGAUGGUGGUCCAGGCCAAAAAACGAGAGCUGAAAGAAGCCCAGAGGAGGAAAAAGCAGCUGGAAGAAAGGUGCAGAUUAGAAGAAAACAUCGGAAAUGCUGUCCUCACCUGGAAUAACGAGAUUCUGCCUAAUUGGGAAACAAUGUGGUGCUCUCGAAAAGUUCGAGAUUUGUGGUGGCAGGGGAUCCCUCCCAGCGUGAGAGGCAAAGUCUGGAGCUUAGCCAUCGGCAACGAGUUAAACAUCACCCACGAGCUCUUCGACAUCUGUCUGGCCCGGGCCAAGGAGAGGUGGCGGUCCCUCAGCGCAGGAGGCUCGGAGGUGGAGAUCGAGGAUGCCAGUUUCCCAGCAGCGGACAGAGAAGCCAGUCUGGAGCUUAUUAAGCUGGACAUUUCUCGAACGUUCCCUAACCUCUGCAUUUUCCAGCAGGGCGGCCCGUAUCAUGACAUGUUGCACAGUAUUUUGGGCGCGUAUACUUGUUACCGACCGGAUGUGGGCUAUGUGCAGGGCAUGUCCUUCAUAGCCGCGGUGUUGAUCUUGAACUUAGAUACUGAAGAUGCCUUCAUUGCUUUUUCUAAUCUCUUGAAUAAACCGUGUCAAAUGGCAUUUUUCCGAGUGGACCAUGGCCUCAUGUUGACUUAUUUUGCUGCAUUCGAGGUAUUCUUUGAAGAAAAUUUGCCAAAAUUAUUCGCUCAUUUCAAGAAAAAUAACUUAACUCCAGACAUCUACCUGAUCGAUUGGAUCUUUACUUUAUACAGCAAGUCCUUGCCCCUUGACCUGGCCUGUCGGAUCUGGGACGUAUUCUGUCGUGAUGGGGAGGAGUUUCUGUUCCGUACGGCACUGGGCGUCCUGAAGCUGUUCGAGGACAUCCUGACGAAGAUGGACUUCAUCCACAUGGCCCAGCUGCUCACCAGGCUGCCCGACCACCUGCCCGCCGAGGAGUUCUUUGCUUGCAUAGCGACAAUUCAGAUGCAGAGUCGGAACAAGAAGUGGGCCCAGGUGCUGGCAGCGCUGCAGAAGGACAGCCGUGAGACGGAGAAAGGAAGUCCCCCUCCCAGGCACUGAGGCGGCAGGCAGACGCGCUCGGCACGCAGCGGGGUCCCAGAGCACCUGUGCCCUCUCAGCCGGACACCCUGGCAGCUGCGAACAGGGGCUCUGUUCCUCUCUGCUCCCUAACACUGGAGUUGGCCUUAAAACAAAACAAAACAGACAAAACUUGUAAAGAACCAAACCGAGGCUUAGCCUUAAGCAGCCCAGUGGGACGGUGGCCCAGUGUCGCCCGUGGCCGACCGUCGCGUGCUCCGCAUGGCUCGAACACGGCAGUGGCUGACUCCCUCCCCUCCUGUCAGCAAAAAGUUAAUUAAAUCAUAAUGCUUUUACGUCAACUACUGGAAGGGACAUUACAGUCUUUCUUAGCCCAGGUGCAUGAGAAGUUCCUUGGGAGACCUCAGAGAUGCUUUGGGCUCACAGUCACCUGUUGUAGUAAGAGACUGCUGAUUUAGGGACCGCGAUAACCCUCCCAGAAGUGGAAAGCCCACCUACCAAAGAUGAGCCAAAGGCAAAAGAGCUCUCGUGGGGUCGUCGUGACGGAUGCCCGUGGGCGCCCAGGGACACGACCUGACCUCGGCCUGACCGUUUACCAUGUUGCCUUUGCCACAUGACAGCACAGGGCCGAAGAUGGGCACUAAGGGUCCAGUGGGGACCCUCACACCCGGAGACUGCCCCCUGCACCCGCUGAGCAGUGGUGGGAAGUCGCGGCAGGAAGAGCCGUUCGCAGGGAAGGCCCAUGGCGGCAGACGGUCUGAAAGCCGAUGGAAGGGAUGUAGACAGCCCCCCAUAAGUCAGAGUGGGGGGAAAGGGGAUGUUAAGACCUGCCUCCUGGCCCCCUCCUCAUCUCUGGGCAGGCCGGGGACAGCCCGGUGUGGGGGGAGCCUGCUCCCUUGCUCUGACAGAAGGCUCCUCUGUCCUUUGUCACCUGAACGCAGGGGCCAGCGCUGAGUGCCAGCGCUUCCCUCACACGUGUGGCUUAAAGGUGGACUGUCAUAAGGGCGGAGGAGUAAGCCCCACACCCGGCAGCACAGACAGUCUCGUCAAAGUUCUCAGUGCGUCCAUUUCAUCAGCCUUUUCCUAUUUUAGGUUUUAGCUGGUUUCCCAAGGUCAUUAACACCUCGUUCUCGCUUUCCCAUGACUCAUUUUGAGAACUUCGUGUUAAGAACUUUGGUUAUCCACAUUCAAAGAAAUGAACGGUUUUUGCAGAGUAGUCCAAAGGGCAGGCAGAUCUCUAUGGAAAUAGCUUCCCACGUGGUCAUCCGCUGGGAGUUGGUCCCCGGGAGGGCUUGCUGGGCAGUCCAGGUUGGAGGGCACAGGUCACUCGCAGCGUGUGGUGCGUGCAGCAGUGUGGCUGGCGCCCUCUGGCCCUUCACGGCCGUCCUUCCCGCCGCUGGGGGCGCCCCAGGGUCCGUCUUGUUCCUGAUGUUGCGAGCACCCUCAGCUCUCUCUAGGAUGCAGCCAGGACACCUGGGCUGGGGCUAACGCCUGCCAUGGCAUCACUCUUCCAGGUGUUCUGCAUCUGUCACAUCUGCCUGCGACACUCGUCAGUGCGAUAGCAAGUUGCCGAGCCGUGGCUGACCUCGUGCCCCCAGCCCAGCUCUGUUCCGCCUGGUUUUUCCCGAGACCGCCUUUGUUCCCUUGCCUCCCUCACCGAAUUCUCCAGGGCGGUCGCAGAGCAUCGUGGGUACCGCUUUCCGCCCCAGCCUUCACAGGCUGACUCGCCCGACCUGGGAGGGGAGAGGGUCCGUGUUCACUGAGGUCUCAGCAGCCUGCCAGACGCAGCCGCCCGAUACCACGAUGCUGAACGUGGCCUGGACUGUGCCAGCCUGGGAGGCGGGCUGGCGAGUGUGCCCGGGUUGCUCCCUGACGUGGGCUUUCUGUUCCCGAAAGAUGUAUAUAUUUUCUUACUGUACAUAAAGAUGUUCCUGGAGUUGCGACGGAGAGCGAGGCAGCCGGGCGGUGCGCGGUUCCGGCCGGAAGGACACGCGCGUUCCAGACCCAGCCCCUAACAUCCGUUGUUCGAGUUUGACACACAUCUGUCUGCAUAGCACCAUUUGCGUGUUAACUUUUAAAAUGGAUUUCAUGCCAAUCCGGAGCACUGACCGAAUCUCCAGUUCUGAAGAGGUGUCCAUGACCUGUUCGGGGACCCCGUGAGGGCUUGCUGGUUUGCUGUGUCCACGUCAGAGGCCGGAAGUUCUGAGCCCCUGCCCGGGGCCACGCGGCCGCCUCCCACAGAGGGCCUCAGAGAGGCACAGGGCUGCGCUCCUCUGCCAGAUGCCGCUUUAGGAAACUGGAAACACGUCGAAACGCUGCACCCCCUCGGGAGCUCGCCCUGUCCACUUCCCCGGCCACCGAUUUGCAGAAUCUAAGAUUUCGGGUUUGGGACCUUUGUACAACUGGCACUUUAGGGUCGAAGGCUGCGUCCCCACCAGUCCUUGAAAUCUCAUCUAGAAACAAGGUUCACUUUAAAAGGUACUUUUUAACUGCUCAAUUUCGACUAUUUUACAUAGUUCGCUGAUAGAAAACUCCUGAUGACACUUGCUACAUAUCAUGUUUUAAUUGCUUGUACAGUUAACCUUUAAUUUUAUUAAGUGUAUCAAAUUAGGGCUUUUUGAAUUGUAAAUAUGUGGUUUUGUUAAAUAAAAGUCAUGUAAAAUUGUUACUUGA
Molecule: messenger RNA, 5031 nt
Organism: Pteropus alecto (black flying fox)
Lineage: Eukaryota; Metazoa; Chordata; Mammalia; Chiroptera; Pteropodidae
Gene: TBC1D14
Product: TBC1 domain family member 14
Exons: 16
Coding region: 265-2379 (704 amino acids)
Source: RefSeq, a predicted model, not a curated record